Molecule: messenger RNA, 3112 nt
Organism: Solanum tuberosum (potato)
Lineage: Eukaryota; Viridiplantae; Streptophyta; Magnoliopsida; Solanales; Solanaceae
Exons: 4
Coding region: 226-2784 (852 amino acids)
Source: RefSeq, a predicted model, not a curated record
UCCAGUCAUUUUUAAAAGUACUUUUUGAGUGGAGAAGGAAAGUGAAGUAUCUCCCUCUAACUCACUGUGUGUGAAACACUUCCAUGGCAUUUUUUCUUCUUCUUCACCGUCUCCGCCCAUCGCCGUCGCAACUUCUUUAACUCCAUAGCAACACCACUUACUGCACCGCCGCAAUAACCACUGUUAACGGCGGAGACCCACUUGAUUUUUUUUUUAUAUUUACCGAUGGGUUGCGCGGCGUCGAAGCUAGAUAACGAAGAUACUGUCCGGCGGUGUAAAGACCGCCGGCGAUUGAUGAAAGAAGCUGUUUAUGCUCGUCAUCACUUAGCAGCAGCUCAUUCUGAUUACUGCCGUUCACUUCGUGUUACCGGUUCUGCUUUAUCUACCUUUGCCGCCGGUGAACCACUUUCUGUUUCUGAUCAUACUCCAGCUGUUCUCCUCCGUACGUCUUUUUCUACUACUGCUGCUACUACCAUCAAAACCCCUCCACCCCCACCCCCUAUUCGUAUCCCAUCUCCUUCUCCUUCUCUUCACCCACCACCACCCCCACCGCCGUUUUUUCCGUCGCCGUCACCGACGAUAGCUUCUUCAAAGCUUCCUCAUAUACUUUCUGCCUCCUCUGUUUCCUCUCAUCAGCGUCAGCCCCCGGUGCAGCAGAAAAAACCCCUGAAGCUUCCACACAUUCUUUCUGGGUCAAGUUUGAAUUCAUAUAAUGAGGAUUAUACAUACGAUGCGAAAGCAAAUUCGACGUAUUCUAGUACUCCUUCACAAGCUUCCUCUGUUUGGAACUGGGAAAAUUUCUACCCUCCUUCCCCUCCAAGUUCAGAGUACUUCGAACGCGUCCACAAUAAGAACAAUUUUUCUCGGGAAGCUGAUCUGGAGGAUGAUGAGGAUGAUAAGGCAUCAAACUACACAUCUCAUUCACAAUACUCUCAACAUCAUCAUCAGCAUCAGCACCAACAUCAUCCUAGUGACCAAUCACUUCAUGGGAAAUCGAACAAGCAAUUUGACUUUUUCGAUACUGAUAGCGUUAACGAUGAGAAAUUGGCAAAUGGGUCUGUCCGGAAUCAGAAAAAGGUUGGUGAAAACAAGCAGAACUAUGCAGCCCACCAUUUGAAUAACUGGGAAAGUGAAGCUGAGAGAGAAGAAGUACAGUGCAGCGAGUGGGGAGAUCAUGAUCAUUACAGUACUACAACUUCAUCUGAUGAUGAUGAUGAUGAAGAAGAAGAAGUAGAGGAAAAGGAUGAGAUAAGAUCUGGGUAUGGGCCAUCCCGGUCGAAUUUCGGGUCUACUGCUUCCGUGAAGAAUGAGGAAGGUUCUAAUAUUAAUGUGAAUUCAAAGAAUUUCUCAGUGAAGAAAUCUGAUAAGAUGUCAGAGGACGGUGGGUCGUCUUCGAUGAGUUGGGGGAACGGAAAUGGGAAAGUGGAGAUGGUAUCUGAUAGAAGUAUGGUGGUUAGGCACAAGGAUCUAGCAGAGAUUGUUGCUGCCAUUAAGGAAUACUUUGAUAAGACUGCUUCUGCUGGUGAGCAGGUGUCUGAGAUGUUGGAGACAGGUCGAGCACAGCUUGACCGGAGCUUUAAGCAGUUGAAGAAAACUGUGUAUCAUUCCAGUGGAGUAUUUAGCACCAUAAGCUCCACCUGGUCUUCAAAACCUCCAUUGGCGGUCAAGUAUCGUUUUGAACCUAGUUCUAUUGAUGAAGGUGGCCAAAAGAGUCUUUGUUCCACCUUGGAGCGACUCUUGGCAUGGGAAAAGAAACUGUAUCAGGAAGUGAAGGCCAGGGAAGGAGUUAAAAUUGAGCAUGAAAAGAAGUUAGCAACAUUACAGAGUCAGGAAAGCAGAAGUGAUGACGUAGCCAAGUUGGACAAAACUAAGGCUUCAAUAACGAGGUUGCAGUCACUGAUGGUGGUCACAUCACAGGCUGUUUCCACCACGUCCUCUGCCAUUAUUGGUCUAAGAGACUCUGACCUUGUCCCACAGCUUGUUGAACUUUGUCAUGGAUUUAUGUACAUGUGGAAAUCCAUGAACCAGUUCCAUCAAGUUCAGAAUGACAUUGUGCAGCAGGUGCGUGGCCUCAUCAAUAGAGAAAUUAAUGGUCAAUCGACAUCUGACCUACACCGGCAGGCAACACGUGACCUUGAGUCUGCUGUAUCUGCAUGGCACUCGAGUUAUUGUCGCCUGAUAAAAUUUCAAAGGGACUUUAUCCAGUCCCUUCAUGGUUGGUUCAAGCUCACCCUUGUGUCUGUCAAUACUGAGCCAACUAAUGGCAACAGGGAGUUCUCAGAUUCAUUUAUGUUUUGCGAUGAAUGGAAGCUAGCGCUUGACCGUAUUCCUGACACUGUUGCAUCAGAAGCUAUCAAAAGCUUCAUAAAUGUUGUUCAUUCGAUAUAUGCGAAACAAACGGAGGAGCUGAAGAUAAAAAAGCGGACUGAAUCUGCAUCGAAGGAGCUUGAGAAAAAGGCUUCGAGUGUUAGGAGCAUUGAAAGGAAGUAUUACAAUUCUUACUCCAUGGUUGGCAUUGGACUUCCUGAUGUGGGACCUGAUAAUGGUAAUGUUUUAGAUGCACGGGACCCUCUUGCUGAGAAAAAGGCUGAGCUUGCAGCUAGCCAACGGCGUGUGGAAGAUGAGAUGGUGAAGCAUUCUAAAGCAGUGGAGGUAACCAGAGCAAUGACUCUGAACAACAUUCAGACAGGGCUUCCGGGAGUUUUCCAAGCUAUGACCAGCUUUUCUUCCUUAAUGACAGAGGCCCUUGAGGCUGUAUGCACCCGUUCUUAUUCUAUUAAGUAGGAAACAACUUACAGAUAACUGAAUACUAGUACUUAUUUUCUUUUUUUUUCUUUGGCUAUUCUUACUUUCGUUCUGGGCAAGGAUGAAAGAGAAAGGGCGCAUUUUUGGUCAUAGGCUCCUUUCAGCUAGUUGGCUUUUCCCCUUGAUUUUUUGCUAUGUUGUAGAUAUGUGGAAUUUUUUCAGUUUUGUACUUUUAUCUAGUGGUGGGAAGAGGAAUAUUUUCUGUAUGUAUAGCAAAUUAUUUGCAUUAUUGCAUUGAGGUCAACAUUCUCAGCAGAUGAAUAAAUGUAUUCCCUUCUAAGUGGAAAUAUAUUCUUACUGUUCUGUC